This is a messenger RNA of Heterotrigona itama, 1466 nucleotides long. The record is from the annotation of a GenBank genome assembly. Lineage: Eukaryota; Metazoa; Arthropoda; Insecta; Hymenoptera; Apidae.
AUUCAUUAGUUAAGCUUUAAAAUUUUAUACUUUUCCUUUUCUAACUUAAAGUCUACAUAUGUAUAAUGUUGCCGAGUAGUAUGGCGAAAUAUAUUUACCUCUAUCUAUCUUACAAGAUGAAAAUUUUGAAUGGGAUCUGAUUUAUCAUUAAAUCAUAGAUAUUUGAGUUCACGAAGAAAAAUCGUUAAGUGUAAUUUUCAAAAAGAGAAUUGUUUUCUCCAUAGGCAUCAACACAUACAAAAAAAUCUCAGAUAAACACUAAAUAAUGUUUGAAUCUUGUAAUUGUUUAUAAUCAUUACUAAAAGAAAGAUUCUACCUAAUUUGAUAUAUAGAUUAUCAUAUACAUAUUAAAUUUGUAAUCUGAUUUAGAGAUAAUUAUACAUUUACAAUCAAUACAAAUAUAUUUUAGAAAUAUAUUUUAUGAGCUGUGAUCAAAAAGAUAGAGAUUCAGCAAUAGCAAAAACUCAGAUGUAAUGACUGAUGGUAAUCAAGGAUUUAUUGCUGUUCAUGUGGGGUAUACAGAAUUUAAAGACUGGUGGUAGUUCAUUAGAUGCUGUAGUUGAAACUGUAAUAGUAUUAGAAGACUCUCCCUUAACUAAUGCUGGAUUUGGGUCUAAUCUUACAUUGGAAGGAACAGUAGAAUGUGACGCAAGUGUAAUGGAUGGUGCUACAUUACAAUUCGGGGCAAUUGGUGCAGUUGGCGGAAUAAAAAAUCCUAUUUUAUUGGCAAAACGAAUUUGUGAACAUCAGUCAAUUAAAAUUGCAUAUGGCAGAAUUCCACCGAGUAUACUAAACAAAGAAUGGAUACAGUUGGAGCAGUAUGUGUUGAUAAAGAUGGAAAUAUUGCCGGAGCUUGUUCUAGUGGUGGUAUCAUUCUAAAAUAUCCAGGAAGAGUAGGACAGGCAGGAAUGUGGGGAUGUGGAACAUGGGCUUAUAAAGACAAGUAUUCUAUAGGAACAAGCACCUCAGGCUGUGGAGAACAUCUUAUUCGCACUUUGCUAGCACGAACAAUUGCAGAAGCCAUAUCACAUAAUUCUUGUCCUAUUACCAACUUGUACCAUUCUAUGAAAGCUGAUUUUAUCGAUUCGAAAUUCUUGUGUGGACUUGAACAGAAACUUGGAGGUGUUAUCGCUAUUCGAUAUGCCCCUCAAGAAGGAGUAGGAGAUUUGCUUUGGAGCCAUUCUACAAAUUCAAUGAUAAUAGGUUACAUGAACUCGAAUGAACAAACACCAAUGAGUCACAUGGCUGUUCUUCCAUCUCAUGAAGUUGGCAAGAAAGCAAUUGUCGAAGGAAUUUGUUUUAAAAUUACAUAAUACGUUAAUCAAUUUAUGACUGACAUUACACGAUAUUAUUUUAUAAAAAAUGAUGUAUUACUUCUAAAUUUUAUAAAUGAUUUCGUACUUUUAUGUUGUAUAUAAAAAUUUUUGAUCAAAACUGAUUAAUAAAGUAAUCUUUUUAUACAUAUU